AAGUAAAUAAAUAAAAUAAAUUUAUUAAGAACCAAGCUUGCCCGGUUCCAUAGAAUAGAACAAUAGAAAAGAGAAGAAGAGAAGAGAACCUCUCUUCUCUAAUCCGAUUCCCACGCUUCUUCUUCCAUUCAAUCCAUUUCCUUCUCUCUCUCUCAACACAUUAAACGACAAAAAUCCAAUCUUUAUCACUUUAUCCUUCCUCCAUUUCCCUUCCUUAACAAACCCAACAACAAAAAUCCAAUCUUUAUCACUUUAUCCUUCUGGGUUUUCUUCGUUCUGCAUUUUCCAUUGGUGGGUUUGGCUUGAAUCGAUUAGAUUUCAUCUGGGUUUGUAUUAGAAGAAGUGAAGAUUCAAACUUUGGGUGAAAGGAAUUAUGUAAAUGAAGAAAAUCGAAAUGGCUGAGAGGAAUAAUAAUGCUUUAGCUCUUGGAAUCAUUGCUCGUAAAUCAUUAUUCUGUCUUUUUACUAUUGCUUCAAUCGUCUUUAUAUUUUCAUGGUUCUUUGUAUUGCGUUCAACUGCUCCUCCUCGUUUCAUAGAUCACAGCUUGUUACCAAAUUCUAAGGUGAUGUCAUCAACAAUCAACAAUGGUGAAACUGUUCAAUCAGUCUUAGCAGAUUUUGAAGAAGGAAAUGGUGAAAGAGAAGACUCUUCUUCUUCUUCUUCUUCUCCUUGUUCUUCAUGCCAAACAAGUAAUAGUAUUAAUAAUAAUAAAGAUUCUCUUCUUAAAGUUUACAUGUAUGAUUUAAACCAUGAAUUUCAUUUUGGGCUCUUAGGUUGGGAACCAGAAGGAAAUAAUAAUAAUAAGAAUAAACAAGUAUGGCCUAAUCUUCUUAAGAAAGUUCCUGAUUAUCCUGGUGGAUUGAAUUUACAACAUAGUAUAGAAUAUUGGCUUACAUUAGAUAUUCUUGCUUCAGAACUUGUUAAUCCACCUAAGGCUAGUUCUGUUAGAAGAGUUUAUAAUGCUAGUGAAGCUGACAUUGUUUUUGUACCAUUCUUUUCUUCAUUGAGUUAUAACCGAUAUUCGAAGACGAAUUCGAAUCAAAAGAUGAGCAAUAACAAGUUACUUCAGGAUAAGUUAGUGAGGUAUUUGAUUGCUCAAAAGGAAUGGCAAAGAUCAGGUGGAAGAGAUCACUUGAUUGUUGCUCAUCAUCCUAAUAGUAUGUUAGAUGCAAGGAUGAAGCUUUGGCCUGCUACUUUUAUACUUGCUGAUUUUGGUAGGUAUCCUCCUAAUAUAGCAAAUGUGGAAAAGGAUGUGAUUGCACCAUACAAACAUGUGAUUAGAACCUUUGUUAAUGAUUCAUCUGGUUUCGAUAACCGGCCUACUUUGCUGUACUUCCAAGGAGCAAUCUAUAGAAAAGAUGGUGGCUUCAUUAGGCAAGAAUUAUUCUAUCUUUUGAAAGAUGAAAAAGAUGUGCAUUUUCAAUUCGGGAGUGUUCAAAAAGACGGGAUUCACAAGGCUACACAAGGAAUGCACUCGUCGAAAUUCUGUCUCAACAUAGCAGGGGACACCCCAUCAUCAAAUCGCCUCUUUGAUGCCAUUGCCAGCCACUGUGUCCCUGUCAUCAUUAGCGACGAUAUUGAACUACCCUACGAGGAUGUCCUAGACUACUCAGAGUUUUGCAUCUUUGUCCGUACAAGUGAUGCUCUUAAAGAGAAAUUUCUCAUUAACCUUGUCAAGAGUAUAGGGAAGGAGGAAUGGACUCGAAUGUGGAAUAAAAUGAAAGAGGUUGAAAGUUUUUACGAGUUUCAGUAUCCAUCGAAGGAAGGUGAUGCUGUACAAAUGAUUUGGCAAGCUGUUGCUCGAAAAGUACCUGCUAUUAAAAUGAAAAUACACAAGUCUAGACGAUUUUCUCGUUCUCUUGAUCGAAAGGACACCGAGUUUAGACACAUACCUUCUCCGAACAACUUCUGGUAAGAUUGAGAAUAUCAGAAGUAAGAUUUUUCUGGUUUUUUCUUCCUUUUGUGCUCUUUUUUUUAGUUAGAGCUCUUUGACACAAGCCAUACAACUUUUUUUUGUUCACUUCACAUUUUUUUUGGACUGACAUUGUCACAAUGUUAUUGUAAAGAAAGGGAAAAACAUAAUAACAUGAAAGAAUAACAAUCCUUUACUGUUUUUUUUUCUUAA
Messenger RNA from Cannabis sativa, 2125 nucleotides. Its product is annotated as probable arabinosyltransferase ARAD1. Gene Ontology annotation, molecular function: glycosyltransferase activity. The record is from RefSeq and is a predicted model, not a curated record. NCBI's taxonomy places the organism in Eukaryota, Viridiplantae, Streptophyta, Magnoliopsida, Rosales, Cannabaceae. The coding region runs from base 380 to 1915 and encodes 511 amino acids. The transcript has 2 exons.